This is a messenger RNA of Trichomonas vaginalis G3, 2748 nucleotides long. RefSeq lists its product as uncharacterized. The transcript has a single exon. Lineage: Eukaryota; Parabasalia; Trichomonadida; Trichomonadidae. Bases 1 to 2748 code for a protein of 915 amino acids. The record is from RefSeq and is a predicted model, not a curated record.
AUGUAUUGUUAUUUAAAGAACUCAGGCUCUCAUAAACUUGAAUGCAAUCAAUUAUUCUGCUCAUUAAAUUUCUUAUCAUCGUUUUCAAAUAUUACUGUUCAAGAUGAACUUUCAUUUGAUCUCGAAGAUUUUGUCUCUCAACAACACCAUGUUAUGGUCUUUUACAAAAAACUUGGUGUCCGUCCAACAUUUUACAGUAUGAAUAAUACAGUUAUUGGAUUUUAUUGCAAUGAAAUUCUCUUUUUCCGGCCAAAUAACACAUCCGCAAUAUUCCGUGUCUUUUUUGAUGAUGAAACUUCAGUUAAAUUCGAAUACAAGAAUGAGCAAAACCCUGAUAACUCAAGUUUGAAUCAUUUUGUCAAUUAUUACCAGUACCAGACCUUAUUUUUCAACGAAAUUAUCAUCAAUGGCUAUUCAAACAGCAUUGCCAUAUUCGAUGAGUGCGUUUGGAACACAAUGGGCAAACAAAUUAUUCAUAUCAACGUAGUGGUCUCAAUGAAGAUCCUCCUGUUCACAUCAAUACCAGCAGUCAUAGAAGUCAAAGGAUCCACAAAGAUUUUCCCUGAAGCACAAGGUCUUUCUGUUGAUGAAAUUAUUUUACGGCAUACUUGCGAAAUAAAGAGCGAGGGUAAGCUCCAAAACUUUACAAUCAAAAGUUUAAAUGUUAACAGUCAAGGAAAAAUGGAAAUUGACAAUGUAACAAUUUGCUAUAUUGAUUAUCUUAAUUUUCAAACAUCCAGUAUGAUAUUCUUCCGCAGUUCUCAAGAUUGUGCAUAUUCUCUGAGGGAAAUUCAUAGUAAUAGCCAUUUUUACUUUGAUAUAUCUGAUAUUAAAAUUGAUGCCGGUCAAACAACUACUUUGGAUGUUUUCAUUAAUGAAUCAACAGAUAACUCAAGUGAGUUUCGAGCCGAAUCAAUAAUAGCUAAUGGAAAAUUUAUUUUGAAAUAUAAGCCAAUACCUAUCAAUAAUGAUGCCACUGUCCUAACUCUAAGUACUAAGAGAUUAACAAAUCCAAAUAAUUUCCAGAUUGAACCUAAUUAUCAAAAUGUUAUUCCGGAAAAUACUUUGUAUCUUGAUAAAGAAAGCAAACAAGAAGUUGGUGAAGCAGCAGAAUAUACAAUAUGGGCUAGAAAGUUAAAUACUACUCAGUACAAUGUGUUCUCUUUUGAUAAACCGGAGAAUUGUAACGAAAAAUUAGAAAAAUGCCUCACUCCCGAUAAAUACUCCACAUGGCUCGAUGAUAGAAUGGAUACACAAAAGCCUAUCUACUUAAAUAUCAGAGAAAACGUUUACAAUGACUCAAACUUUUUGAAUUUUUAUUUAUUAGCAAAAAAGCAAGACAUUGAACUACAUUUAUCCGGCAAAGAUAAGGAUGGAAACUGCACACGUAAUAAUUUCUAUAUUGAUGGCCUGAUCUUUUACGAAUUCAAGAAGAUUUACGCAGAUUGUGUAAAUGUCUCCGUCAAAAACAUUAGAUCUAAGUCCAAUCUUGAGACAAUAUCCAUAAAUAACUCGGUUAUUGGCCAUGAUCUCCAAAAUCUCGUAGUUGGAAACGAAUCAAAGAUCCGAAAUCUCUCAAUUUGCAACGAAUCCCUUGUGGAAUUCAUGAGUGAUAAUAAGGAAUUCAGUUUCCAUGACUCUAUGGAGCUAACUCUCCUUUGUGAUACAGAUACAAUAACAUUACACGAAGAUUCAAUAUUGUACAACGAUAAACCCAUCAAAGCCCAAGAAAUACACCUCGAUGCCAACUACGGAAAUGUAACAUUGAUCGGAGAUACUGAUAAAAAGAUAAAUUAUCAGUUAACAAUAGAAGACGGUGUUUCCUUGAUUAUUAUAAAAGGAAAAUUCAGCCGCGAUACAAAAAUUAGGGCUAAAUUCAGCUGCAAUGUUACAAUAGUAGUUGAAACUGAGUUUGUUCCAUUAUAUAUUACAGUAACUCAAGGAGCUCAUAUUACUUUUGUAUCUACUAAGACUAAAUUGGAGUAUAGUGAACUAGAUCUCGAACAAAACUCCAUAAUUGAAUACCAACUUCCAGAUAAUUCCGAAAUUAAUGUUAAGAAGUUAUUUGUUGAUGAUAAUAAUAUUCAUAUAACUUCAUUAAAUGCUGCACAAAUGUUCUAUGAUGUAGUAAAUUCAACAGGACCUUCGAUUAAUGCUUCAAGUUAUUAUCACUUCAAAGAUCUUGUUUUUGCCUUCAAAGCAGGACCAGAAGUGAUAUUUAACUAUUCAGAUGAUCCGAAAUAUAAUAUGACCGUUAAUCUUGACUUUUCAUUUUUCGCGAUGCCAGAAGUAAGGAUUUACGGAUCAAAUUAUACUCCAAUACAUUUCAUAUAUGUUCCACACUCUGAUCAAUACAUGGAAGCAGCUACUCAGCUGAUAAAACUAAAUUAUAAUCCAUAUUUCAAGGCAAUGGCCCUGAUUUGUGGACCAGAUAUUUCAAAUGAAACUAUUGAUUACAAGUUAUCUGGUUUUCCAUACCUUUAUUCCAAAUAUUACAAAUUACAGAAAGCAUUAGUGGAAGGUCAGACAUGUUUGAUAGGUUGUCUUGACAAAAGUUACAUUAAAAGGAAUGAUAACCUCUAUUUUGGCGUAUUUGGCUCAAUCACAGGGUUGAUCAUCAUUGCAACCACAAUUUUGCUGAUAAGAGUCUUUAUAAACUAUCGCCAAAAGAAGAAAUCCGCAAACAUGUACCAGGCUAGGCGUACUUUGUUGUCAGGAGCAGGUAAUUCUAUGGUUUCAAUUGAAUAA